Prunus persica (peach) is the source of this 6166-nucleotide messenger RNA. RefSeq lists its product as uncharacterized. NCBI's taxonomy places the organism in Eukaryota, Viridiplantae, Streptophyta, Magnoliopsida, Rosales, Rosaceae. The coding region runs from base 127 to 5853 and encodes 1908 amino acids. The record is from RefSeq and is a predicted model, not a curated record. The transcript is spliced from 3 exons.
AGGAAGGAAAAAGAGGAGAGGCAGAGGGUUCAAAGCAGAGGAUUUACAUUGUCAUUUUCUUCUGAUUGGGACUAGAAAUUAACAUCCUUAUCUAUUAUCCAGAGGAAGUAAAAAAGACAGAGAAACAUGGAGUUGGUGGUAGAAAUGGGAGUUAAAAUCAGGAAAUGUGUGACCAUACCAAUCAGAACAAGUUACAGAUCAGUUUGUAAUCAUCCAUUUCUUGUGGUCAUGCUGCUUUUCUUGAUAUGUCUGCACAGAGUAUUUCCUUAUGUGUUUUCUCUUUUGGUGACUGCAUCCCCUGUUUUUGUCUGCUCUGCUGUUCUUCUUGGGACCCUUCUGAUUUUUGGCCAACCCAACAAUUUACCAGAAAUUGAAAAGGAACAGAAGAGUAGCCAUGAUAUUGCUUCUCUUAGAACCGGGGUUUCGAGGGAUGGCGUUGUUGUUGUUGAGAGAGAUGGGGGCUUUUCUUUUGAGAGAUUCUCAGGAAAGACAAGGGAGAUUGCAGACAGCAGUGAGGCUGAGGAUUAUGAUGGUGGUUCAGUUGCUUAUGUGCCACUUAUUGAUGAGAGUUUGCAGCACAAUCAGAGUGAGAGGAGAGCGGUUGAGGAUAUGGAAAGAGAAAUAGACAGUAAGGAGUUGGAAAGCCGGAGAAACAUUCAUAAAGAGAAAGUGAGGCGUCAAGGCAUGACAAGGGGUGUGGAGGCUUUUGAGAAGCAGCAUUCUUUGGUUCACAAGGUACGACAUGAGAACCGAGAGCGGUUUCGCAAGGGUGAUCACUUGGAGCCGUCUCUAAAUGGCAGUUGUGAUGAUGAUGCUGACGAUGAUGAGGGUUCAGAUACCAGGUCAGAUAGCGCGGAGAGUUCAUCACCAGAUGCAUCAAUGGCUGACAUCCUUCCCAUUCUUGAUGAGCUACACCCGCUUUUAGACUUAGAAGCUCCACAUCCUGCCCUUUUGUCCCAUGACGAGUCUGAUGCUGCUCAUUUGUCCCAUGAUGAGUCUGAUGCUGCGUCUAACAUGAGUAAUGAUGGCAGUAAUGAGACAUAUGAAGAUGUUCUCAACCAGCGUGGAGAAGUAGAAGAAUAUGGAGGUGAUGAGGAAGAAGCACAGGGUGGCAAGGAUGAUGAAAGCAAAUCUGCAAUCAAGUGGACAGAGGAUGACCAAAAGAAUGUCAUGGAUUUGAGGAAUUUGGAGCUUGAGAGGAACCAAUGGUUGGAGACUCUUAUUGCAAGAAGAAGAGCAACAAAAAGCUUCUGUUUAACAGCUGAGAAGAAUCUAAUUGAUUUAGAUAGUUCUGAUAAUCCUUUUAAUGUUACACCACUUUCAACAACAAGGCACAACCCAUUUGAUCCUUCAUAUGAUAGUUCCUAUGAGAGUAUGGGGUUACCACCCAUUCCGGGUUCUGCUCCAUCAAUUUUGUUGCCAAGAAGAAACCCUUUUCAUCUUCCUUAUGAGCCAAAUGAAGAAAAACCUGAUCUCAAGGGAGACCAUUUUGAACAAGGUUUUAUGACAUUUCACCCCAAGGACACGUUCUUCAGCAGGCAUGAAAGCUUCAGUUUGGGACCAUCAAGCUUCGGGGAUGCCAAGAAAGAGAGGCAAGAUUUUAAGUGGAGACCUGUUUUUGUACCGGAACAGUUGGGUUCAGAAGGAACAAGCUAUUCCUCUUUACAAAGACAAUCAAGUGAUGUUAGUGAUUCAAAGUUGAGUUCUACUGCUGAUACUGAAUCAGUGAGUUCUGCAGCAGAUAUGGAUGACAGGAAGUUCAGCGAGCAAGACUUUGCUAAAGAAGCAGAAGUGAUCUCCAACAUUUACCAUGCUUAUGAUCUGGUUGGCCAUGGAAGUCAAUCCUCUGAAGAUGUAGAUUCUCUAGAAAUGGAACGCGCUGGAAAAAGGGAAGCUCAACGUGAUGAGCUAGAAAUAAAAUUGGGCAAAGUGGAAAAUCUGGAACCGAGCUUGUCUGGUACGGGAGGGUCUAAUCCUGUGGAAAUAACGAAUGACAUUCGGUCGAAACCACGACCAUUUAAAGGGGACAACAGCAGUAGGUCAAGCUUGUCAUCAGUGUCAGAAAUUGAUGAAAGAUUUUCAGAUGUUAGGAAAGGUGGAACAACAAGUUUGGAGCCAAGAGGUGAUCAUGCUGCGGAGUUCGGGAUUUCACCACAACCUCCACUUGAAGAGUCAGAAAGCCAAUUUACGAGUGUGAUGAUGGAUGACAAUCAACAUAAGGAGCCAAUCUAUGAUUCAAGCCCUCCAGAAUCUGAGAAGGUCCUUUCCUUUGAUUCCAUUUCUUCUGAUAUGCAAGUUGAGAUAUCUAAACUGGUUCCACUUCCGGCAUCAGCUGGAAUGCGUGAUCCGGUAGAGCAGGAUUCUGAUUUGCAUGGUGAGAGCAGAGAGAAGGGUCCUUCAGAGGUAGAUGUCAAUCUCCCUAAGACUUUGGAUGUGAAGGCAGCUUCUUCAAAUUCUAGUUAUCAAAACGUUCCUUCCAAAGAAAAGCAACCAACAGAACAGGAAAAAGAUGUGUCCUGGUCAGAUAAACAACGUUUUGAUGACCAUAGUGCACUCCAUGAACCGGCUAUCAUCUUGCCAGAGCCCAAAAAGGAUUCAAGCACCAUUCAGGAUGUGAAUGUACUGGAAGUCCGUGAAGUUCAGGACAUGAAUUCUAAACCCACCUCAAGCAAGGAGAUUGCAUCAAGCACUAUCGAAUCUGGUUUUCAGAAACCUACCACUACUCAUAACGCUUUGAAGCAAGUCUCAGAAGGUAAUGUUGGCGAGCUUCCAAAACCAUCAGAUUCAAAGGAUGGUUCAAAAAAAUUAGAAACUAAUGCAGUGGGUACUACAAAUGAGAUUGCAUCAAGCAAUACAGGGUCUAGUGCUCAAGAAACUACCACUACUCAAUCUGCUCUGAAGGAAGUCUCUGAACGUAAUGUUAGUGAGCUGCCAAAGCAAUCAAAUUCAAAGGAUGGAUCAGAAAAAGUGGAAACUAUUGCAGUGGGUUCCAAAAAUGAGGCUGCAUCAAAUAUUACAGGGUCUGGUGUUCAAGAAGCUAUCACUAGUGAUAUUGCAAUGAAGCAAGUCUCAGAAGGUAAUGUUGGUGAACUGCCAAAGCCAUCAGAUUCAAAGAAUGGAUCAGCAAAAGUAGAAACUAAUGCAGUGAAAUCUAAGAAGCAUCUUUCAUCAAGCAGUACAGGAUCUGGUACUCCAGAAACUAUCACCAUUGAUCCUACUGUGAAGAAAGUUUCAGAAGGUAAUGUGGGUGAGCUGCCAAAACCAACAAACUCAAAGGAUGGAUUUGCAGAAGUAGGAACUAAUGCAGUGGGUUCUUCCAAGGAGAUUGCAUCAAGAAGUACAGGAUCAGAUGUUCAGGAAACCAUCAACACUUAUACUUCUUUGAAACAAGUCUCAGAAGGUAAUCUUGGUGAGGUACCAAAACAAUCAGAUUCAGAAGAUGGAUCGACCAAAAUAGAAACUAAUGCUGUGGGUUCUACCAAGGAGGUUGCAUCAAGCAAUGCAGGAUCUGGUGUUCAAGGAACUAUCACUACUCAUACAGCUUUGAAGCAAGUCUCAAAAGGAAAUGCUGCUGAGCUACCAAAACCAUCAGAUUCAAAAGAUGAAUCAGCAAAAACAGAAACUAAUGUUGUGGGUUCCACCAAGGUGGUUGCAUCAAGCAAUGCAGAAUCUGGAGUUCAAGAAACUAUCACUACUCAUUCGGGUUCGAAGCAAGUCUCAGAAAGUAAUGCUGGUGGGCUGUCAAAACCAGCAAAUUCAAAGGACGAAUCCAAAAAAGUAGGAAUUAGUGCGGUGGAUCCUACCAAGGAAAUUGCAUCAACCAUUACAAGAUCUAGUGUUCAUCAAUCUGUCACUACUGAUCCUGCUUUGAAACAAGUCUCAGAAGGCAAUGCUGGUGAGCUACCAAAACCAUCCGAUUCAAAAGAUGGAUUGACAAAAAUAGAAACUAAUGCUGCGGGUUCCACUGAGGAGGUUGCAUCAAGCAAUGCAGAAUAUGGAGUUCAAGAAACUAUCACUACUCAUUCCGGUUCGAAGCAAGUCUCAGACAGAAAUGUUGGUGAGUUGCCAACACCAUCGAAUUCAAAGGAUGGAUCUGAAAAAAUAGGACCUAAUGCAGUGGGUUCUACCAAGGAGAUUGCAUCAAACAAUACAGGAUCUAGUGCUGAUGAAACCAUCACUGCUCAUACCGCUUUGAAACAAGUCUCAGAAGGUAAUGUUGGUGGGCUACCAAAACCAUCAGAUUCAAAGGAUGGACAGACAAAAGUAGGAACUAGUGCAGUAGGUUCUACCAAGGAGGUUACAUCAAGCAAUGCAGGAUCUGGUGUUCAAGAAACUGGCACUAUUGAUACAGCUUUGAAGCAAGUCUCAUAUGGUAAUGUUAGUGAGCUGCCAAAACCAUCAAACUCAAAAGAUGGAUCUGAAAAUCUAGGAACUAGUGCAGCUUCCAAGGAGAUUUCAUCAGACAAUGUAGGAUCUGGUGUUCAAGAUACUGUCACUACUCAAUCUGCUUUGAAACAAGUCUCAGAAAGUAAUCUUGGUGAGCUACCAAAACCGUCAGAUUCAAAAGAUGGAUCGGCAAAAGUAGGAACCAAUGAAGUGGGUUCUACCAAGGAGGUUGCAUCAAGCAGUGCAGGAUCUGGUGUUCAGGAUGCUAUAACUACUCAUACUUCUUCGAAACAAGUCUCAGAAGGUGAUCUUUGUGAGCUACCAAAACUGUCAGAUCAAAAAGUUGGAUCCCUGAAACAAAUCUCAGAAGGCAAUGUUGGUGGUGAGCUAUCAAAACCCCUGGAUUCAAAGGACGAAUCGACAAAAGUUGGAAGCAAUGCAGUGAGUUCUACCGAGGAGGUUGCUUCAACCAAUGCAGGAUCUGGUGUUCAAGAAACUAUCUCUAUUCAUACGGAUUUGAAGCAAGUCCCAGAAGGUAAUCUACGCGAGCUACCAAACCCAUCAAAUUCAAAGGAUGAAUUGACAAAAGUAGGGAUUAAUGCAGUGGGUUCUAGCAACGAGAUUGCAUUAAGAAAUACAGAAUCUGGUGUUCAAGAAACUAUCACUACUCAUACUGCUUUGAACCAAGUCUCAGAAAGUAAUGUGAGUGAGCUUCGAAAACCAUCAAGUUCAAAGGAUGCAUCUGCUGCAACAGUUGGGACUAAUGCAGUGGGUUCUACCAAGGACAUUGCAUCAAGCAAUACAGAAUCUGGUGUUCCUGAAAAUAUCACUAAUACUGCUUUGAAACAAGACUCAAAUGGUAAUGUUGGUGAGAUACCAAAACCAUCAGAUUCAAAGGAUGGAUCAACAAAAGUAGGAACCAGUGCAGUGGGCUCUACCAUGGAGACUGCAUCAAACAAUACAGGAUCCGGUGCUCAAGAAACAAUCACUACUGAUGCUGCUUUGAAGCAAGUGUCAGAAGGUAAUGUUAGCGAGGUGCCAAAAGUCCCAAAACCCUCAAAUUUAAAUGAUGGAUCAACAAAAGUAGGAACUAGUACUGCAGGUUCACCCAAGGAGAUUGGAUCAAGCAAUACAAAAUCUGGUGUUCCAGGUACUAUGACAAAUGUUGAUGAGCCGCCAAAACCAUCGGAUUUGAAGGAUGGAUCGACAAAAGUAGGAACUAUUGUAGUGGGUUCUACCAAGGACAUUGCAUCAAGCAAUACAGGAUCUGGUGUUCAAGAUACCAUCACUACUCAUACUGCUUUCAAGGAAGUUUCAAACGGUAACGCCGGUGAGCCGCCAAAACCAUCAGAUUCAAAGGAUGGAUCAACAAAAGAAGGAACCAAUGCAGUGGGUUCUACCAAGGAGAUUGCAUCAAGCAAUGUCUCCACUGAUACUGCUUUGAAGCAAGUCUCAGAUGGUAAUUGAGUUGCCCAAACCCCUCAAAUGUAAAGGACGAAUCCAUAAAAGUGGGAACUAAUGCAGUGAGCUCUACGAAGGAAACGAAUUAAACUUAGCCGUCUCCAAUUUCCAAAUUUUGUAAACAAAUUUCACUUCGAAAUCCCAGAAGCAUUAUAUGCCACAAAUCAUUUCAUUUCUCUCAGAAUAUACGGAUGAAUUUGAUGUAAAUAGUACUACAAGUCCAUUGUUUUCAUUCAUCAUAGAUUCGGAAGAUACUGGUUUGGUUAAGCAAUUCAAAGUUAUCAAAUUGCUUCAAAGUCAUUUUUGUUGUCUAGACAAA